This is a messenger RNA of Puccinia graminis f. sp. tritici CRL 75-36-700-3, 414 nucleotides long. RefSeq lists its product as uncharacterized. The coding region runs from base 1 to 414 and encodes 137 amino acids. Lineage: Eukaryota; Fungi; Basidiomycota; Pucciniomycetes; Pucciniales; Pucciniaceae. The record is from RefSeq and is a predicted model, not a curated record. The transcript is spliced from 2 exons.
AUGGCACCACCCUCAGCGGCCGAGAAGAAAACACUCUCGGCUGCUGAGAGUGUACACUCUCAUCGGCCGGGAGGAACACUCUCGGCCGAUGAGAGUGUACACCCUCAACGGCCGGGAGAAAACCUCUCGGCCGUUGAGAGUGUACACCCUCAACGGCCGGGAGAAAACCUCUCUCGGCCGUUUAGAGUGUACACGCCCAGCCAGAAAACGACUCUCGUCACGAGAGGAUUUGCCAAGCUCGGUAUGAUCAUCUCUUCACGAAAACUCAAGCUUUCGUUUUAUCAAAAACGAACGAAGCAUCGCGGUGCCAGUCAACCGCUUCGGUUGCCCAUAGGCCGAGCCAAGGGUAAAUCUCCAAAACUCACGACCAUCCUCGUUUCGUGGUUAUACGUAUUCACCAACCUCUACGCUUAG